CAUCAUUGCAUAAGUUGUUUUAUUAGAUCAUCGAAAAUGUCGAAUGAAAGUAGCCAAUCUCUUGAUUCUCCUGCCAACGAGGCUGUGAUGGCUCGUCUUUUGGAAUUGGAAAACCGAACAGGAUAUCGUAUGCAACAAUGCAAUGGCCAAAGAAGAUAUUGGAAUCCGAAUUGGAGUGGACCUCCACCUGCUCGUGGAACCGAAGUUUUUGUGGGAAAGAUUCCCAGAGAUUUAUUUGAAGAUGAAAUUGUUCCUGUAUUUGAAAAGGUUGGACAUAUAUACGAAUUACGUUUAAUGAUGGAUUUCAGUGGUUAUAAUCGUGGUUAUGCAUUUGUUACAUACACUACAAAGGAAGAUGCCAUCCGUGCGAUAGAAUUACUGAAUAAUAUUGAAAUUCGUCCAGGAAUGAAAAUUGGAGUCUGUAGAAGUGUGGACAAUUGCAAAUUGUUUGUGGGAAGUAUUCCUAAAGAUAAAAGUCAAGAUGAGAUUAGACAAGCGAUGUGUGAGAUUACAGAAGAUGUCACUGAUGUUAUUGUCUACCCUGGUACAAAUCCAGGGGAGCUCAAUCGAGGAUUUGCCUUUGUUGAAUAUGCAAGCCAUCGUGCUGCUGCAAUGGCUCGUAGAAAAUUAAUUCCAGGCAGAAUAACAUUGUUUGGAUAUGAAGUUGCUGUCGACUGGGCUGAUCCAGAAUCAGAUGUAACCGAUGACAUCGCAAAUCGAGUGAAAAAUGUUUAUGUUCGAAACUUGAAACCGACUACUUCAGAAUUUACAGUAUGGGCGGCAUUCAAUAAUAUUAGACCGGGAUCCAUUGAGAGAGUAAAGAAAAUUGAGGAUCGGGAUUUUGCUUUUGUUCAUUUCCACAGAAGAGAAGAUGCUUUAUAUGCAGUUACUAUGAUGAAUGGUCAACUCAUAGAUGGUCAAGAAGUUCAUGUUUCUCUUGCAAAACUAAACACAUUAACAAAACCACCUAUGGGAAAUAAAAUUUUAGGAAAUAACAUUGGAAUGAAUACUUUUACUGGAAAUGAAAUGUUCAAUUCAAAUGCAAUGAUGAAUCGUCAAUCUUCGACAACAAUCCGUAAUCAGCAAACUAAUCAACCAUUUAAUAUGUUUGGAUCAAAUAUGUCAAAUUUAUCAAUGAAUUCUAAUGAAAUUGGACCAAUGUGCACUGUUCGUAGCUUUCCUAAUCGACCAAAAAGUAUAACUCCUACUUUGGGUCUGAAAGAUUAUUCUCAGUCAUCAAUGAUGAAUCGUACUAUGACUCCCACACCUCGUGUGAUCUCACCAACGAGCAACCCAUAUUGGCGACAAGGUCCACCUCAACAAUCUGAACGUAAUCUUCGUCCUGUGUUGACAAUGGAUCAUAUUGCCAAAAUUCAAUGCCCUGUUACACUUCUUAGUGAAUUGUGUGUCCGACUUGAUCUUGGAUCAGCCUGUCCAUUUUACACUCUGUUAUUCGAAGAGCAGAGCUCUCCUCUGGGGCAAACUGAAUGCAAAUACGUCUAUCAGGUCAGAUACGCAGGAAACUUGUACACUCCUCCCAGCUCUUCAGAUACAAUUGAAGAAGCCAAGCGAACUGCAGCUCAAUAUGUUAUUGACCAAAUAGCUCCAUGGUUGAAAUUGAAGCUUGAUUUGAUGGUAAACAAACCGACCAACUCUAUCAAUAUACAAACUCAGCAACAGAUGGCUAAUAACGGACAAGGAUUUUCAUCAUUUUCAAAACCCAGUACUACCAGCAGUAACUUCUGCCUUUCACCACUUUUCAGUCCGGCUAUGAACGCUAAUUCAAACCUUGAUAUGAAACCAAAGAUGGCUGCAGAUACUGUUGAUGCCUCUAGUCUUCUUGAUAAUGUGGGUGCUUUUUCAUCUUUUGGUUCAAAUACGACAGGGCAAAAUUACCCAGAUUAUCUUCAAUAUCUCAACACAAUGGCUGCACAGAGCACCAGCUCUACGACGAGUGGGUUAUCGAUGCAGCAGUAAAUGGAAAUUCCCACUACCAAAAGUUUACCUCAGUCAUAAAUCAUAAUCUUGAGUUUUAUUAACAAUUUGUUUUCACAGCUUAAGAGAAUGGUAGUAUUUGUUUGUGUUAUGGUGGGGAACAUUAUCGUUUUCACUGUUUCCUUUUUCAUGAUGUUCACAUCGUUUGAUUAGAAUUAUUCUUUUAUUAAAGCUAAAUUAUGAGAGUUGAAAUUAUUCUCAGAUUGUUUAGUACCUACCUGUUCCUUUGUUUCAGCCGAAAAAUUAUCACAUAAUCUCAAGUCUGUUUACAAAUCUUACAGCUGAAGUCAAAAAUAACUAUUUUGCUUCGAUUUAUCACGAAAUCAAAAUUUAUUGGUCAUCUGUCAUGUGUGUCUUUUUUUAAUCAAAGAUGUUCAUUUUUGACUCUCAACUGCCCUUGUCCAAAACCAGAUUCAUUUUAAUCUAGCAAACCAGUUUUACAUCAAAUUUUAAUCUUAUCAAAUCAUUACAUCUUGUUACAUUAUCUGUUUUGUUGUAUUAAUGAUGUUUCAUCAUUAUAUUGAUUGAAUUACUAAUCAGACGAGAAUGAAUAACGAAUCAUUUAAUGAAAUAUCUAAAUGAAAAUGUGAUGAUUACUCAACAUUAAAAAUAAUAGUUUCAUAUCAGGUAUAAAUCGAUCUCUGAUGAAUUGCCCUCAGAAUUUAGUCUUUCCUAAAAUUAUAUUCUUUCUCAAACCAUGAUGAUUUUUUGCUUUUUCUCCAGUAGGUUUUAAUAUUUCAACUUUUUCAGGUAUACACAACAACUGCAGUGCUGUGUUAAGAAUUUAAAUAUCUAACUUUUCCUGAAAAAUCGAAAAAAUUAUGUGAACAUUUUUUGCCUCUUACUCCAGAUCCCAACUGGGAGAUACUAAAAGUAAUUUUAAAGUUUACAAUGUUGGAGUUACCAUGUUAUUUAGUUCGGUUCUAUAUAAAGUUAACGUUUUCAGAUGAUCAAUCAGAUAUACUUUUAAACAUUGAAUAAUUUAUCAGAUUUUAGUGUUUUAGAUCGUUAUUAUUCUUGGAUUUUGAAAAAUUUAGAUUCAUGAAAAAUGUUUUAGGCGGUCAUUUUACCGUUUUUUUUUAUUUUUUGCCUUUACAUCUGUUGGCAAGUGCUGCCAUUAUUCAACCCCGAGUAGAGAAUUACUUGGUCGUGUUCCGAAACUUAUCAUUCUGUGAUUCCACCAGAAAUCCGCUUUAAAAAAGUCCAUGCUGAUAUCGGAUUCCUGAAUGCUAUUAUGCGGCAUUUGAGGCUUUAGAAGUUUAUAUCAUGAGUUCGUCAAGGAUUAUUUGAAAAAGCAUCGAAACAGUUUCCGAUCCAAUUUAAUUUUUGUUUAAAAGAGACCCGUUUACUGAACGCAUAUUCAUACCCAUGUAAGAGAAAAUAUUUCGUAUUUUCUCGGUAAGAAAUCGUCCGAUUUUGAUAUUGUUUUUGAUUCUUUUUUUUUGAGUGAUUUCGUUGAGUUCUUUUGUUCGUUUUUGAAAACUUCUGUUCUUUUGUCUAUAAUAUCCAAAUACAU
Messenger RNA from Styela clava, 3511 nucleotides. RefSeq lists its product as uncharacterized. Lineage: Eukaryota; Metazoa; Chordata; Ascidiacea; Stolidobranchia; Styelidae. The record is from RefSeq and is a predicted model, not a curated record. Gene Ontology annotation, molecular function: RNA binding.